AUGUCUGCUGGCUCAACCACAAACCCUCACCACAACGCAGUCCCCUCCCAUGAUGCGUCCACAGUCAUUGCCCUCCACUCACACAAUUGUGUGAAGCUUACAAACAUCAACUACCCUGCAUGGCGUGUCCAAAUUAACGCCUUACUUGUUGGCUAUGAUCUCAUCGGCUUUGUUAAUGGCACCAAGCCAUGUCCGGCUACGACUGCUGAUACGUACACUGCCUGGUGCCGUCAAGAUCAACUAAUCCUUCACGCAAUAAUAUCUUCUGUGGAUCCGCAAGUCAUCACUAUCCUGAGUAAUGUCAAAACCUCGAAACAGGCCUGGGGUACACUUCAGAAAUUAUUUGCUGGUAAAUCACGAGCCAGAAUCAUGCACCUCAAGGAGCGUCUCUCUCGGUUCUCCAAAGGGUCCAAAACCAUGAUGCAGUAUCUCCAUGAUAUAAAAUCCAUGGAAGAUGAGCUCGCACUGAUUAAUGCUCCCCUUGAUGACGUUGAUUUGGUCAUCCAUGUAUUGAAUGGACUGGGUUCUGAUUAUAGGGAAAUUGCAGCGGCUGUAAGAGCUCGCGAACACCCCCUUGGCUUCGAGGAGCUCCAUGAUCUCCUCAGUGACUUUGAUUCCUACCUUCAACGUGACGUUCCGUCAUCUGAACCGUCGUUGGUAAUCACAGCACAUACAACGCAGAAGCAGCGUUCGUUUCCAAGAAAGCAGCGUGGUCAUCCCACGUCAAAUGAUGGCAACUACGGCAACUCCAAACGUCCCGUAUGCCAGUACUGUGAGAAACCGGGUCAUACGGCUAAAACCUGCUUCAAAAUUAACCCACCAAGACGUGGUGGUCAAGGCUCUGCCCGUCAGGCUCAUACGGCAUCUCGCUUCGUUUCCUCGGAUUGGAUUGUAGACUCUGGUGCUACACAUCAUAUAACAAAUGAUCUUGGUAGUUUACAAACUACUACCCCAUAUUAUGGUGACGAACAAGUUGUUGUGGCUGACGGCUCCUCCCUUCCUAUAACUCACACUGGACUUGAAGACAAGGGUGCCUCUGCUCAAAGGUCGUCAUAA
Molecule: messenger RNA, 1056 nt
Organism: Striga hermonthica
Lineage: Eukaryota; Viridiplantae; Streptophyta; Magnoliopsida; Lamiales; Orobanchaceae
Source: the annotation of a GenBank genome assembly